AACCUAGGCAAUGGUGCAGCCGAUGGCUUCAAAAAGGGGGUGUCACGCGCUUUCUGACUCGAAAGACCGCCCGUUUGCGCUCUUGGGUGGGCCACGACUUCCCGCGGCCUCGCUGCGGAGUGAUCCCAACUCGGUCGCUGAAUAUGCGCGUCAUUUCCGCUUUUACUUCGCUCCAGUUCUCUUCGUCCUCAUUUUUUCUUCCAGAGUCUGCCGAGCUGCAGCAUCGGUGUGUGCCUAAACUCCCAGCCGGUCGUCCAGCCGGUCAUUGCGUGCGACCGUUUUCAGUCUUGAUCCAGGGAUUUGGGGUAACCGCCCCCUCUGCCCACAUUUGCUCCGCCCUGCCGCACCACAUUAGCGCCGUUCAGUUCCAGAUUCACUGGGAACGGAGCACGAGGUCGCAGCACGUUUGGCUUGCCGUGAAUGGCAACAGAACAGGAUCGAACUUACAUAAUGGAAGAGCGAACCAGUUCCUUUGUCGAGUUAAAGAACGAUACGCCCAAGAGCAAACGAAGUGCGCGUCCGUCCGGCAGCCGCAUGUCCCGCAGUCGACAGAGCGCCAGCAUGAGCCAGAGCCAAAGCCACGCCCGCAGCCGCGUGCAUUCGCACAGCGCCAAACCGUACACGGAUGCCGAUGCGAAUGAAACGAUUCUACGUGCCAACGCGCCGCCCAACUACCACGGAGGUUUUAAUGAUAUCAUGAAGCAGAUCAAGGCCAAGAAUUACUACACGCAACAGUUCCAACGCAUCCAGCAGCAAACAAACAUGGGACGUUCGCUCUACUUCUCCAACGUUGCACCAACGUUCUACGAAGACAACUACUUGUCCAUUGCGCAGGAAACGUCGGUAAACCGAGUGCGUGCGUGUUUCUUCAUCGGGUUCGUAGGUCUCACAGCGCUCUACAUGAACGAGUGGCAAUCUGACAAAUGGUCCAAGUCCGAGAGCAAAGGACGCACGGAUCAGGACGAAACGACCAUCAUCGUACUGACUUUUGGCGUCAUGUUGCCGAGUUUGCUGAUUGGAAUGCUUGCCACAUUCACGAGCAUCGGACGGAAAUAUCUGGAAAACAUCACGGCCACAGUGUUCGUGAUUGUUGCCGCCAUGAUGAUCGCAAAGAAACCCGUGGAGAAAUUCAAAGGCCCCAUCAUUCCGUUGCUGAUUCUGCUGAUCCCCAUCUUCGGUAUCACCAGAAUGCGCUACAUCAAGUCGUGUUGCAUCGGUUGGAGCAUUUUCUUCAGCUACCUCAUCGUCAUGAUGAGUGUGCGCAAGACGCUGCCAGAACCCGAUCAAUUCGACUCGUACACGGACAUUUCGUACCAGGCAAUUAACUACGGCAUCACUGCUAUUGGUGGUAUGGUGUCGCAAUACCGUCAGGAGCUUCUACGUCGUCGAAACUUCUGUUUGCAACUGCCAUUCUCCGGUACAAUGGACGCCGACGCUGUGGAGGAGAUCAAGACUGAUAAGUUCAGUAAGAAGACGCUCAUGCACCGCUGGUCGCUCAAGUUCCGUCACCCUGAAGUCGAGGAAUGCUUCUACCGCUACUGGUAUCUUAUCGACCCGUUCCCGUACGAGAAUCCGAACUCCGGAUCGCUGCACCAGGGUGUGUUCCGAACGAUCCGCUUCGCUAUCUGGACGCUUUUGUUGAAUCAGUUGGUGCUGCUACUGCAAGAUAUCAAGUUCCUCGAGGUCAAGAAGGACGCUCUCGUUGACGACAGCGAUCUAACGUACGCUCUGGUACUUCGUUUCGGCGUCACAGUGCCGCUGUAUUUCUCGGCUGCAUUGUUCAUGUAUUUCCUGGGUAAAGCCUUCUACGCUCGAUGGGUGAAAGAGGCCGAGGAUGCCAAGAACGCUGCUCUUACAAGAGACUCGAUGGUCUCAGUCGGUGUUAAAAACGACGUCGAUAACAAGAGCCAAGUGGUGACCGAUCCCGACGGAUCGGAAGAUACGGCCCGUAUGAAGUUGGUCGUGGAGGCAGCGCAGAUCAAAUAUGCGACCAAAGACCGCGUGCUGGACGUUCUCAUCAACAAGGGCGGCUACGUGCGUUCAACGCAGGUUUUCUCUUCGGUGGUGAUUGCCUGCCAUGUGUGUUGCAUGGGCAUUCUACUGUUGGCAGUCUCCACCGGCGCAAAGGUCGAUGCGUAUGAGAAAACGCACAACACUUCUCCUGGCCAACCGAAGCCUGUGUACUAUAUGGGAUUCUUGAACGCCGUCUUGUUCGCGCAUCGCUCAGGCUUCCGCGUUCGCUUCAUCUACGCGACCUACACGACUUUCGUUGUGGCGUUAGGCAUCAUCAUCGCUGCCAGCAGCAUGUCGCCCGCCUACUACCAACAGUACGCGGGUUACGUCUCAGUUAUCUUCCUCAUGGGAAUGAUGAUCUCGUAUGAGGAGGAGAGUCUCCGACGUACAUUCUUCGUGCUCAAGUCGAUCCGAACGCUGGAAUUCGAGGAAUGGUUUGGCGUCGUGUUACGUAUUCAAGGUUGGGUCAAGGAACGUUUCCGCAAAAAGUUGCAGGAUGUGCGAUCUAAUCGCAGCAAGGAGUUCGACAGCACCAGGAAGGCAGAGCCUGUUGCACCACUCAUCAACACGUCGGCGCAAAUGGCCUAUGCCUCCAAACUCGGCAUGUACUCGCAGAUGUUCAACAUCAUCAUCGCCGUGGCAGACGUGAUCACCAGCAGUCUGUAAAACGAAAGAGUGGUGCAUGUAGUGAGUGUAUUUCUUGAUAAAAAAAAACAAACGCAAAAUAAAGACAAGCAAAUGCGUCAAAUAAAAACGAGAGUGUUGGUUGGCAAUGGUAUUUGCUGAUGGGCGUCUAUAUAUUUUUUUUUCAAUAACUUCCUCAUACAAGGGAGAUAUUCAGUCUAGUUCAUCG
This is a messenger RNA of Phytophthora nicotianae INRA-310, 2866 nucleotides long. RefSeq lists its product as hypothetical. The record is from RefSeq and is a predicted model, not a curated record. Lineage: Eukaryota; Oomycota; Peronosporomycetes; Peronosporales; Peronosporaceae. The coding region runs from base 421 to 2679 and encodes 752 amino acids. The transcript has 3 exons.